Messenger RNA from Cylas formicarius (sweet potato weevil), 1405 nucleotides. Its product is annotated as venom acid phosphatase Acph-1-like. Gene Ontology annotation, biological process: dephosphorylation. The transcript is spliced from 6 exons. NCBI's taxonomy places the organism in Eukaryota, Metazoa, Arthropoda, Insecta, Coleoptera, Brentidae. The record is from RefSeq and is a predicted model, not a curated record. Bases 84 to 1286 code for a protein of 400 amino acids. Gene Ontology annotation, molecular function: phosphatase activity.
AUCUGAACCUCGCGGGGUGUUUCGAUAUAAAUUGUUCUCGUUAUUUAUUGCCUUAAUUCGACAAUGGGGCCCUCACGGCGUUGAUGGUUAAGGUUUUCCUCUGUUGUCUUCUCAUCGUAGCAGUUAGCGUCGCGUUACUCGGCGAUCUCGCGAGAAUGAACAAAUUCGUAGGGUUUUUCGCCCUCUUCGCCGCCAUUUUCGGGGGAUCCACCGAGAAUCCGCGCGCAAGCGACAGCCUGAGGCUCGUCACCGUGUGGUUCAGGCACGGCGCCAGGACACCAGAGCUGAAAGACUCCUAUCCCAAUGACCCAUAUCAAGAGGACACUUUCCAGCCCGAAGGAUGGGGUCAACUUACGAACAACGGCAAGCAAAUGGCGUUCGACUUGGGCAAAUUGCUGCGCAAGCGCUACGACCAUUAUCUAGGCGACGUCUACACCCCCGAUCUGAUCAAGGCGACGACGACCGAUUACGACCGAACCAAGAUGUCGCUACUGUUGACUCUCGCUGGCUUAUUCGCGCCCUCCUUGUCCCAAAAAUGGCACGACACCCUCGACUGGAUGCCCAUACCCUACGACUACGACAAAGAAGAGCACGAUCACAUCCUCACGCGCCCAAACAAAUAUUGUCCGGUCUACUUCAACGAACUCCAAAGGGUCUUGGCUUCUGAAGAAACCGUCGCGUAUCUGAACUCCCAUCGGAAUACCACCGAGUACAUCGAGCAGCAUACCGGCAAGCCGAUGAAAACUCUGGGCCACGGUUUCCAAAUCUUCCAAACCCUCACUGCCGAGUACACGAUGAACUUGACCCUACCCGAAUGGACCGCUGAGGUCUUCCCCGACAAGGUGACAGAGUUCGCCGUCAAACAGUGCGAAAUGGAGAACCACAACACGAUACUGAAAAAACUCAACGGGGGCAGAUCGCUGCAGCGGGUGAUCAGACACAUGAGGGAGAAGGCGGAGGGCAUUCACCAACCUGACGGCCGCAAGAUGUAUCUCAAUUCGGGUCACGAGUUUGGGGUGCUCAGGCUAUUGGCCGCGCUCAAUCUAUACAAGCCGCACUUUCCCAAUUACUGCGCCGCCGCCAUCAUAGAGCUCCACUAUUUGGAGAAGGAGCAGGAUUACGCGGUCAAGGUGGUUCACGUCGACAACGUCUACAAGGAGCCGAAUGAGCUUCAGGUACCGGGAUGCGAUCUUUUUUGUCCGCUCAAUCAGUUCAUCGAACUGACGAAGGAACACGUGCCCAAUAACUACACGCAAGAGUGCGGUUCUUCGAUUUACUUAGAUUGAUUCGUCUCGCAUUUUAUUCUAGUCAAACGAAAUACGUUGUAAUUUAUUGUAGGAGUAAUAUUUAUUUGGUACACCGAAAUGUGAUCAGUAUUUCGCAAUAUAAUUUUUUCACAAAUUAA